Molecule: messenger RNA, 1169 nt
Organism: Scatophagus argus
Lineage: Eukaryota; Metazoa; Chordata; Actinopteri; Scatophagidae
Gene: olig3
Product: oligodendrocyte transcription factor 3
Exons: 1
Coding region: 78-962 (294 amino acids)
Molecular function (GO): protein dimerization activity
Source: RefSeq, a predicted model, not a curated record
GAGAGAGAGAGAGAGAGAGAGACAGGGGAAGCCAGCAGCGACCUCCUACCCAGCAACCUCCGAGGCGAACCCAUAAAAUGAAUUCAGACUCCAGCCCGAGCAGCAGAGCCUCUUCCCCGGACAUGGACGGCAUGUUUCUCCGAGACCACCACCAGCAUCACAAUCACCACCACCACCACCACGUCGGCUCCUCGGUGUCCUCAUCCACGCAGGGCGGCGAGCAGCAGCGCCAGAAGAUGAGUGGCGGCGGCGGCAGUGAGCACCUGCGGUCUGGAGACGCCAAGUCAACGUCUGUCGGGAGCAGCAGAGAGGCCAACAGCAACAAGUUCAAAAUGAAGAAGCAAGUCACCGAGGAGGAAAUGUAUCACCUCCGUCUAAAGAUUAACGGCCGGGAGCGGAAGCGCAUGCACGACCUCAACCUGGCCAUGGACGGCCUGCGCGAGGUGAUGCCCUACGCGCAUGGGCCCUCGGUGCGGAAGUUGUCCAAGAUCGCCACGCUGCUUCUCGCCAGGAACUACAUCCUGAUGCUCACCAGCUCCUUGGACGAGAUGAAGCGGCUGGUGGGGGAGAUUUACGGAGGACAGCACUCAGCUUUCCACUGCGGCACCGUGGCGCACACCACCGGCGGACACUCCGGGGGCCCCGCCGCUGCAGCCGCUGCCGCGGCCGCCGCCGCCGCCGCGCACCAGGUGCAUCCUCUCCUCGGGAGCGCGCUGACUUCUUCCACGUCCUCCACACUGUCCAGCGCGCUGCCGGGGCUCACAUCUAUCCGUGCGCCCCACUCCCUGAUGAAGGGCUCCCCGGCUGCGCCCCCGGCCCUGCAGCUGGGCUCCGGUUUCCAGCACUGGGCCGGACUGCCGUGCCCCUGCACCAUCUGCCAGGUGCCUCCUCCUCCACACAUCCCCGUCACCUCCACCGGCCUCACGAGACUGACAGUGGAGGGCAAGGACGCGAUGAAAUGAUGACAGACACGCAGAGACUGAGAGAGAUGUUGAGAUGUUUGUAAAUAGAGAAUUGAGGGCAUGAGGGUGGAUUUGGCCUCACUGGUGCAUGUUGUUGUUUUGUCUGUUUUCUUGUUUGGCGUAUGAGAAAAAAAGUGUCAUUUUCCUCCUUGUAACAAGGACUUAUAAAGACUGAUGAUUUUGCCAGUUGAAGGUAAAAAGAGAAAG